CGGGCCUAGCCCGAAGUGGCCACAGAUCGAGAAAUCUCUUCCUCCCCCCUUCGCCGCAAGGAAAAACCUGCUCAAACCCCUCAUGGCCGCCGCCCCGUCACCGGCGCCGCCGCGGAUCCUCCUCGCCGGCGACGCCCACGGCCGCCUGCAGCAGCUCUUCAAGCGCGUCAAAUCGGUGAACCAGUCGACAGGGCCGUUCCACGCGCUGCUCUGUGUGGGGCAGUUCUUCCCGCCCGAGGCCGCCGAGGGGGACAGCCCGCCGGGGGACGUCGCGGACUAUCUGGAGGGACGGGCCGCCGUGCCCAUCCCGACCUACUUCACCGGCGACUACGGCCCCACUGCGCCUCGCCUCCUCUCGAAGGCCGCUGCUGACGCCCGAGGAUUCAACCCCGGUGGCAUCGAGAUAUGCCCCAACCUAUUCUGGCUCAGGGGCAGCGCCCUCUUCAACCUCCACGGUUUAUCGGUAGCUUACUUGUCAGGAAGGAAAGGGUUAGGAGGGCCUGGCUGCUAUAGCCAGGAUGAUGUUGAUGCCCUGCGGGCUCUUGCCGAAGAGCCAGGAAUUGUUGAUUUGUUCUUGACUAACGAAUGGCCAGCUGGAGUGGUGGAUGGCGCUGAUACUUCUAAGGUGCCUCCUCAGGUCUUGGAUCCUCAGGGGUAUGAUCCUGUUGUUGCCGAAUUGGUUGCCGAGAUUAAGCCAAGAUAUCACAUUGCAGGUACUAAAGGUAUAUUUUAUGCAAGGGAACCUUAUGUGAAUGAUUCCUCUCCCCAUGUUACCCGUUUUAUUGGACUUGCUAAUGUGGGAAACAAAGAGAAGCAGAAAUUUAUUCAUGCGAUUUCUCCUACUCCAGCAUCCACCAUGUCCAGUGCUGAUAUUCAUGCGAGACCUCCAAAUGCUACUUUAUCACCAUAUGCUGCUCCAGCAAAAUCUGUUCAUGUUGAAGACACUCCAAAGCGUCCUGCUGAAAGCACUGAUUUGCAAUAUUGGCGUUAUGAUGUCAAGCGGCAACGACAAGGGCAAACUGAUGGAAGUCUAUUGUGUUUCAAAUAUACAUCCUCAGGGUCCUGUCCUCGAGGGAGUAAAUGCAACUUCAGGCAUGAUGAAGAAGCCAGGGAACACUGUCAGAGAAAUGUCUGUUUUGAUUUUCUAAACAAGGGAAAAUGUGAGAGGGGCCCUGAAUGCAGAUUUGCUCACAGCCUUACUGAAGAGGCUGCUGCAAGGGAUGCAAAACCCCGUAGUGAACGACGACGUGUUGAGAGCAGCUGCUGGUUCUGUUUGUCAAGUCCAGAUGUCGAGUCACAUCUUGUUAUUAGUAUCGGAGAUGGUUACUACUGCGCGCUUGCGAAGGGACCACUUGUUCCGGAUCAUGUUCUAGUGAUACCAGUUGAACACUUCCCUACUACAAUAGCGAUGCCUGUGGAACCUGAGGCAGAGCUCAGGAGAUAUAAGGAUUCACUGGGUAAGUAUUUUGAGAAACGAGGAAAAGCAGCUGUAUAUUUUGAGUGGGUUUCACAGCAGUCUCGCCAUGCAAACCUUCAGGCUGUCCCCGUACCAUUGUCAAAGGCAACUAAUGUUAAGAAGAUCUUUCACCUAGCAGCCCAACGAUUGGGAUUUGAAUUUUCUGUUGUGAAUCCAGAUGGUGAUGCUAACCAAGGUAGAGAACUGUUAAGGUCGCAGUAUGACGGCAAAUCGGGCUUGUUUUAUGUAGAGCUCCCAGAUGGCACACUACUCUUGCAUAUAAUUGACAGUGGUGAGAAGUUCCCUGCCCAGUUUGGACGUGAGGUAUUGGCGGGAUUGUUAAGCAUGGCAGACCGUGCAGACUGGAGGAACUGUAAGCUUUCCAAGGAAGAAGAAGUUAAGAUGGUGGAUGAUUUUAAGCAAGGGUUCCGCGAGUUUGAUCCUGCUGAAUGACAACAUGCUCAAGCCACCUAUCUCUUGGGCGUUGAUGAUGCAUGCCUGAUGUUCAUGACUUCUUAAGCCACUGAGACAAGUCCUAGCGUGUCCCCAACAGGUGAGCCGGGCCAUGAACCAAAACCUGCUGCGGAUUCGUGGUUUUGUAGCUGACCGUUACGAGUACGUAGGUUGGUCAGGUAUAACUACAAGAAAUGAGAAUCGGACAGUCACAAGAAAUUUUCAUUGAUGAGGAAACUGGGCAGUUGAUGGUUGAAUCCAGCCUUUUUUUUAACCUGCCAUUUGAGUCUGUACCGCUUUCCUCUCCCUUCUUUGUUUGAACUCUAGAACAAAAAAAAAAACAACAACCAAGAAAUCUGUUGUCAUAGAUGUACAUCUACGACGCACCCUCCAUCA
This is a messenger RNA of Aegilops tauschii subsp. strangulata, 2305 nucleotides long. Lineage: Eukaryota; Viridiplantae; Streptophyta; Magnoliopsida; Poales; Poaceae. The record is from RefSeq and is a predicted model, not a curated record.